Thermochaetoides thermophila DSM 1495 is the source of this 2778-nucleotide messenger RNA. Its product is annotated as cutinase transcription factor 1 alpha-like protein. Bases 1 to 2778 code for a protein of 925 amino acids. The record is from RefSeq and is a predicted model, not a curated record. Gene Ontology annotation, biological process: DNA-templated transcription; regulation of DNA-templated transcription. NCBI's taxonomy places the organism in Eukaryota, Fungi, Ascomycota, Sordariomycetes, Sordariales, Chaetomiaceae. Gene Ontology annotation, molecular function: zinc ion binding; DNA-binding transcription factor activity, RNA polymerase II-specific; DNA binding. The transcript is spliced from 5 exons.
AUGGAAGUCGAGUCAGCGGCCACCGUCGAUCCUGCCCCGCGGAAGCAGUCGUCGUCGGCUUCGCCGGCGCAAUCUCAGACAACGCGUCCGUCGCCGUCGGCAGGAUCGACAACCACAACUACGACGACGACCACGGGCCACACAUGCCAUGCCCGCAAAGUAGGAGCUUUCCCCAGUCCGCGUGUUCGCUGCGAUGCCGCCAGUUUGGGUGUCCCAUGCACAAAUUGCGUUGCUUUCCAAAUCGAAUGCCGCAUUCCGACGCCAAAGCGCAAGAAGGCCCAAAACGCCGUACUGCUGUCCAAGGAUUCGGACAGCGAACGAGGAGAUCUUGAGUCUCGCUCCCCUCGCCCUCCCGGCACCGGUGCGUUCCCUAGUGGUACGCGCCCUCCUGCUGUGUAUCAUACCCACGAGGGCACCCCCUCAAGCGCCCAAACGGCCCAUGAACAGCAAAAAAAGGAAGAAUUUGAAAACGCAACUUUGGCAAAUUACAUGGACGUUGUCAUGAAGCCCAAGUUCACGAGAGCACCCAUCACGGAAGCAGGAAGGGUUGCCUACCUGGGCGAAUCCUCCAACCUCACACUUUUGGUCCAUGACCGCCAAAGCUCCUCAGAUGUUGUGCAUUACCCUCUGCCCGAGAGCAUGAGAGGAACGAAGUCGCGGUUAGCCGAGCUGGACAGCAUCGAGAUUGACAUCCUUCAUCAGAGAGGCGCUUUUUUGCUUCCACCACGAGCUCUCUGCGAUGAGCUGAUCGACGCCUAUUUCAAAUGGGUUCAUCCAAUCGUCCCCGUCAUUAACAAGACCAAGUUCAUGCGCAGGUAUAGGGAUCCCAAGAACCCGCCAUCAUUGUUGCUGCUCCAGGCAAUGUUGCUGGCCGGCUCGCGCGUGUGCACAAAUCCCCAGCUGAUGGACGCGAAUGGCUCAUCGGCACCAGCGGCCCUUACUUUCUACAAGAGAGCCAAGGCCUUGUACGAUGCCAACUAUGAAGAUGAUCGCGUGACGAUUGUGCAGUCUCUGCUGCUCAUGGGCUGGUAUUGGGAAGGCCCUGAGGACGUUACCAAGAAUGUCUUCUACUGGACCCGGGUCGCCACAAUCGUCGCUCAGGGCUCCGGCAUGCAUCGUAGUGUGGAGGGUUCGCAGCUAAGCAAGUCAGACAAAAGACUGUGGAAGCGCAUUUGGUGGACGCUCUUCACACGAGAUCGCUCCGUGGCGGUUGCCCUGGGCCGGCCGUGCCAUAUCAAUCUGGACGACUCUGACGUGGAAAUGUUGACGGAGGAUGAUUUCAUCGAGGAAGAUGGCGAUGAGCCUGGAGAGUAUCCUCCAGAUCCGGUACACGUGCAGUUCUUCCUUCAGUACGUUAAGCUCUGUGAGAUCAUGGGUAUCGUCCUCGCACAGCAGUAUUCUGUCGCGAAUAAGGGGCGUCGGACGAAUGCCAUCGACCUUACGCACAGCGAUAUGGCCCUGGCCGACUGGCUACAACACUGCCCCAAGAUUGUGUACUGGGAAAUGCCGAGACAUCAUUUCUGGUCUGCUUUAUUACAUCUCAACUACUACACGACGCUCUGCUUGCUUCACCGCGCCCACAUGCCCCCAACUCACUCGAACCGAAUCCCUGAGGAGCAUGUCUAUCCCUCCCGGAAUAUUGCGUUCCAAGCAGCCGCAAUGAUUACGUCGAUCAUCGAGAAUCUGUCUGCUCAUGGCGAAUUGCGGUACUGUCCCGCUUUCGUCGUGUAUAGCUUAUUCUCGGCUCUCAUUAUGCACGUAUAUCAAAUGCGGUCACCCAUUCCCACAAUUCAGCAAGUUACCCAAGAUAGGAUACGGACCUGCAUGACCGCGCUCAAAGAUGUCUCCAAGGUUUGGCUGGUUGGAAAGAUGGUUCACACGCUCUUCGAGGCAAUCCUGGGUAACAAAGUGCUCGAAGAAAGACUUCAGAAAGCGUCAGUUAAGAGACACCGCAGGUCGCAACAUAGUAUGUCCCAACUCGAGCAUCAGCAUCAGCAUCAGCAUCAGCAGCAACAGCAACAACAGCAGCAGCAGCAGCGUUUUGCACAAGACCAGAAGCGCAAAUUUGACGAGAUGUCUCUAGACUUUACUGUCACCACCCCGCAACCGCCGGAGUCAUACGAACGUUCUCGCCCCCAGACACCAAGCCUGCCGUCCAAGCCUGAGCCAGGAACUAACCCGAUGCCGCCCCCAGCUAAUGUGUCUCCUCACACACGCAAUGGAGGGGAUGCCUUUAUGGGAGGCAGCGCAUCCCGUCCUCACACCCGCCCUGCAACCCCCUUUAACCCAUCUUUCUCUGUUCCGGCGACUCCUCCCGAUCUCUACCUUGUCACAAGAAACUCGCCUAACCUGUCGCAGUCCAUGUGGGAGAACUUUCAGCCUGACCAGCUGUUUCCAGAGAACGCUAAUCUCCCGCUUUUUGGUCAAUUUUCACCCCCACCUCCUCAUCAAGGAGGGCUAGACGCGCAUAUGAUGGGACAGAUGGGACAGCAGGGUAGUGGUGACAGCCAGCAACAGCAGAACUCAUUUGGGUUCCAGGGGCAAGGACAGCAGCAGGGCAGUGGCAAUGGUAAUUCAGGCAAUGGCAAUGUCUGGCACAGUGGGUAUGAUACGACAAUGGUGGACGGGCAGAGCCCAAGUGAUAGCUGGAGUACAAGCUCGGCGCAUGGGCAACCAGUGCCGAGUACGCUCAACGUAGAGGACUGGUUCCAAUUCUUUGGAAUACAGGGUGACCCAUCUAAUCCUACCAUGCCUAUGGACGGCUUGCAGAUAAGCUGA